GGCCGCGCAGUUCUACAUCAAACUGUAUGAAAAGUCACAUCAUGUGUUUCGGCGCGGCGCGGCUAAAUCUUUAUUAUUGGUAGGGAAUAAUGCUCGCAGCUGGCCGCGCGCGCGUCAGGGAACGAGGAUCCGCGGCCGCAAGAAACACAGAGAGAGAGAGGGAGAGCGCGAGGGAGAGGGGGGACUCUGCCGUGCUUUCAUCAUUAUAAUCACCAUCCUAAGUACCAGCUCUUAACAUUUUGUUUUUCGGUGUUCAGGCGAAGAAGUGACAAGACUGUAGACCCCUCCUCUGCAGGGCGGAGCGUGCAUUUUCAUUUUGUAUUUUUUUUCCUUUUCUUUUUUUUUCCCUAUUUUUUUUCCUCCCCCUGUACCCUGCUCUGACACGUCUGCACUGACUGAGUGAGUGGCAUUGGCACACUGUCAAUCGCUCACUAGCGCUGCCAUCAAACAACAUAAAACACACAGGCUCAGAGGCUGCAGCUCAUAAAUUUCAGCAGGGCAAGAGAUUUUUCUGCGCAUCGCCUUCUUUCUUCUUUUUUUCUCCCCCUUCCUUUUAUAGCGUUGUGUCCUAAUUAAUUUCAUCUCGCUGUUGCUGCUUUUUUUCUUUAAAAGAAAUAGAACUUUUUUUUUACAUUUCAUAUUUUUUAUAUGAUCAUUUGGACACCUUGUACUACAUUUUUUUUUAAAUAUUGGCGACACCUGCAACCAAGGCUGAGAUUUCUUUUUGUUAUUGUUUUUUUUUUUAUUUCUAUUUUUUCUUUUGCAAAUAUUAUUACGAUUACUAUUAUUUUUACAUGUUUACACAUUCCAACGUUGGGAUAUUUCAGUGGAUUUGUGGACAUUUCCAGGAGGAGAUCCCCGCGAAGAAGCGCUAAGUAAAUGAGAGCCCAGCACCAAGGACCGCUUCUGUCCACGCCGAGCGAGAAAAGACGGACUGGUGCGGGGAUAUGAUGCUGCCGAUGAUGAUGAAGAAGAUGAUGAUGGAGCGUUGGUUCUGACAUAAGAAGUUUUCAGUAGGAGAAGAAAAGAUUGAUGCGCUUUUUUUUUUGCUGCAAAUCCGUGCGCCACGGCUUUUGGCACUUAGGACCGCGCGUAAAAAAACAACAACAACAGGAGGACAAGUUGGGCACGAGAUUUACGCCAAACCCUUUCCUGCCAUAUAGUUGAUUUCUACAUAUAUAUAAAAAUAAAGUACUGUUUUUAUAUAUUUUUUUUAUUUUUCGCUGAGCACUUCUUACAAUUGUUCAUCCACCCAUCCAGUCUGUGCGGCACAUGCUCUAGCCGGUUUCGUAUUUAUGAGUUUUUCAAUUUGCGUGGCUCAGUGCACAGACUCUUUAGCGUCUACUAUGGACGAUCAGGCCCGGAUCAUGCAGUCGAUUGGCGGCGUCAGUCUGGCCGGACACUCGGUGCAGGGAGGCAUGCCGCUGCCGCCGCCACACGGCCACGACGGGACGGACGGGGACGGCAGGAAGCAGGACAUCGGUGACAUCCUGCAUCAAAUCAUGACCAUAACCGAUCAGAGCCUGGACGAGGCGCAAGCAAAGAAACAUGGACUGAACUGUCACAGAAUGAAACCAGCACUCUUCAGCGUUCUCUGCGAAAUCAAAGAAAAGACAGGUCUCAGCAUCCGUGGUGCCCAGGAGGAGGACCCUCCGGACCCCCAGCUUAUGCGUUUAGACAACAUGCUGCUGGCAGAAGGAGUGGCAGGACCGGAGAAAGGUGGCGGAUCUGCCGCCGCUGCAGCUGCUGCCGCGGCAUCAGGCGGGGCAGCCGACAACUCCAUCGAACAUUCUGACUACAGAGCCAAACUCACACAGAUCAGACAGAUCUACCACACAGAGCUGGAGAAAUAUGAACAGGCGUGUAACGAGUUCACUACCCAUGUGAUGAACCUGCUGAGGGAACAAUCUCGCACGCGACCCAUCUCGCCCAAAGAGAUCGAGCGCAUGGUGGGAAUAAUCCACCGUAAAUUCAGCUCCAUCCAGAUGCAACUGAAGCAAAGCACCUGUGAGGCUGUCAUGAUCCUGCGCUCCAGAUUCCUUGAUGCCAGGCGAAAAAGGAGAAACUUCAGCAAGCAGGCGACGGAAAUUUUGAACGAAUAUUUCUACUCGCACCUCAGCAACCCGUAUCCGAGCGAGGAGGCCAAGGAGGAGCUGGCCAAGAAAUGCAGCAUCACCGUUUCCCAGGUAUCCAACUGGUUUGGCAACAAAAGGAUCCGGUACAAGAAAAACAUCGGCAAGUUUCAGGAAGAAGCCAACCUGUACGCCGCCAAGACAGCUGUUAAUGCAGCGCACGCUGCAGCCGCUGCAGUGCAGAACAGCCAGGCCAACUCCCCUACCACUCCCAACUCCGGAUUCCAGAUGAAAGAUGAAGAGUUUCAGCUGGAUUCUGCAGAGAGCAAAAACACUCUAUUAAGCAACAUGUUUACUGGUUCUUCAGGUUCUUUUAGCCUCCCAAACACUGGGGACAUGUUCUUGAGCAUGCAGAGUCUGAAUGGGGAUUCUUACCAAGGGGCACAAGUCGGAGCCAAUGUACAGUCACAGGCUAAUGGAGGAUGGCAAGAUGCACCGACUUCAUCUUCUGUAAUAUCUCCAACAGAAGGAGCUGAAAGUGUGCACUCUGACACGUCGAAUUGAUCAGCUAUAAAUGCAUCUUCUCCUCAAGCUGAGCAUGGACUUCUUCGUUUUGCUAAAAACAAAAAAACAAAAAACAAAGACAGCAAAAUACACUUUUUUAAGGAAAAAAAAUCAGUUUUCUUGUAUUUUAAAAAUCCCCUCGGCCACACCGCACACGUGCAGAUGACAUCCUCCAUUAUGGACACCAAGUGUUUCCGGAUCGCGCAGUGUUUUUACUUUCAUCUUCACAAAUCAAGUGUAUUAACAUGUUUUUACUUGUUUGUUGUGGUAAACACAGACAUGUACAAAUAUAAAAACCUCUAAAAUAUUCCAGAGUAAACUUUCAGGAUAAUGAUCUCAGCAUAACAAAAACUGGGUGAUAUUUUAUGACAUUUUAAAUGCCCAUUUGAUUUAAUGGCCAUUUUCCAUUUUGAUAAUUGAGUUUGCUUUCAUUUCCUUCAAUUAAAGCAGGUUUUUGUUGUUGUUGUGUUAUUAUUUUACUCUAAUGUGCUCUCAGACUUGUCCGGCAACUCAACAAUGCUAAUGUUGACAGCUCAAUGGCAGCUUUGUAGUUCCUUUCAAGAUUUAUUUUUGUCUUACAGCUGUGUACAUUAGUACGGAGAACGUGACUAUUCAAACUGCGGAACAUAAAGAAGUGUAAUUGAUUGCUUGACUAGAACAUGACACCGUUCCAUAUUUUAUAAUUUGUUUCUUUGUUUGUACAUAUGUAAACAUUUAUUUUGUACUGCUUAUGAAAUCAACAAAUCUCCCAACAGUAGAUCAUUCUGUCAUGGCACACAGACACCCCCCCCCCACACACACACUGCCCCACCACCACCAACCAAGGAAAAUUUGUAAUAUAGCUUAAGAUCCUGCAAAUCAAUACGGAGCUUUCUUACCUCAUUCAAAGAAAUCCAGUCAUUUCCAACAUUUCUGUAGCUUAGAGUGCUCACUUACUACCUCUAAACAGUACCACAAACAUUCUUUCUUUAUGGCCCCAUUUAAUGUUAUUUUUUUAUUAUUUACAUCACAUCCCAGGACAGUGUAAACACUUCAUUCUCUAUGUAAUCUAAUGUAUAUUUUAAUCUUUUAAUAAAAUGAUGUUGCUCUACUGCAACUUAAAAAAAACAAGCGAAAAUAUUAAUAUGAUGAAAAAAAUGAGGGAGGAGGGGACAGAAAUGUUGUGGCUUUUAUCAUGGGGGGGGGGUGCGCGAUGAAUAAUGUUGAUUAAAUAAAACACCGAACAGUGAAACUGUUGUAAAUAAUGAAGAAAAAAGAAAAGAAACAUUUUGAAUGUUGCUCAUCUUGUUAUGAAAUCAUUAAAAAAAUUAAAAAAAAUCCCUAUAAAUCUGUAAUGCAUAGAGGUUUCAGUAUUCAGAACUGUACAUUUCCAGCUCUGUUCAACAGGGUUCAAGACUUCUUCUUUUCUCUCUUUUAUUUUCUAUUGUAUGUGAUUCUGAAACUGAAAAAAGUCAUGACAAAAUGAUUUGUGGCAGUGAUUCUAAUGUAUUAAAGAUGUUUAGUGUUACUUUCUAACCAGACUACACCCUGGACAGAAAAGUCUUCCUUGUGGUAGUUGUGUAAUUUUAAACAUGAAUAAAACUUUUUGCUUUCAUGACA
Molecule: messenger RNA, 4235 nt
Organism: Austrofundulus limnaeus
Lineage: Eukaryota; Metazoa; Chordata; Actinopteri; Cyprinodontiformes; Rivulidae
Gene: pbx3b
Product: pre-B-cell leukemia homeobox 3b
Biological process (GO): regulation of DNA-templated transcription
Cellular component (GO): nucleus
Molecular function (GO): DNA-binding transcription factor activity, RNA polymerase II-specific; DNA binding
Source: RefSeq, a predicted model, not a curated record